Molecule: messenger RNA, 770 nt
Organism: Epinephelus moara (kelp grouper)
Lineage: Eukaryota; Metazoa; Chordata; Actinopteri; Perciformes; Serranidae
Product: ubiquilin-4-like
Exons: 2
Coding region: 5-361 (118 amino acids)
Biological process (GO): ubiquitin-dependent protein catabolic process
Cellular component (GO): cytosol
Molecular function (GO): polyubiquitin modification-dependent protein binding
Source: RefSeq, a predicted model, not a curated record
UUUGAUGACAGGUGGUAUUCCUGGUGGAAUUCCCGGUGCAAUUCCAGGAGGAAUAGCUGGUGGAAUUCCUGGCAUACCCACAGGUGGGGGCAUGCCCGCAGAGAACCCGGCCUCCUCACCCAGCAGUGCGGGAACAAACGCUGCCCAGCAGCAGCUGAUGCAACAGAUGCUCCAGAUGUUUGCGGGAGGAGGCGGAGGAAGUGCAACGACCCAGACCCCAGAGGUGCGGUUCCAGUCCCAGCUGGAUCAGCUGAGCGCCAUGGGCUUCAUCAACCGCGAGGCCAACCUGCAGGCCCUCAUUGCUACUGGAGGAGACAUCAAUGCCGCUAUUGAGAGACUGCUGGGCUCACAGCCCUCGUAAAGACAUACAGUACAUACUGACACACAGACACGUGCAUACACACAUACACACCUAACUCAUAAACACACCCAGCAUCUACAGAGAACCAAGAGAAAUUUAAGUGUAUUGUCCCAAACUUUGCUGAAGAAACUUGGGCAGGAUCUGUAAGACCCUCAUUCUACAUCUGUUCUCAGAUCAUUCCCUAGUCCCCAUACUUUUUUGGCACCAUCCAAUCAGAUCUCUGUCCCAGAGUGCUGCUGUAGAGCCGGACUGAACCACUCUCACCGUGAGGGGUGUUCUGGUGCAGAGAAAAGAGUGAGAACCUCUCCUGAAAAGGGACACCCAACCAUUUCUUCAUUCAUUGUUUUCUUCACAUAAAACUGGAGUCGAGUGUUGCAGACAAACAUUUACAUAAAACACAUUAAACCCG